UCAAACUGCUUAAAUUUUAUUCCCAUUCCAAUAUUAAACAGAGCAGGACAAGGAUGAUAGAUGGCCUCGACUACCUCCCUACGCUGCGGUAUCUUCGCUGGGAUGCUUAUAAUCUUAAAUCACUACCAUCUCAGUUUUGUAUGACCUCUCUAGUUGAACUCAACCUCUCACACAGCUCAAUAGAAACAGCGUGGAAUGGAACUCAGGACCUUGCAAACUUACGGAGCCUAAACCUCACAAGCUGCAAGCACCUUACUGAGUUUCCAGACCUUUCGAAGGCGACUAAUCUUGAGACUCUAAAACUCUAUAAUUGUAAUAACUUGGUGGAAAUCCCUGAGUCUUCUCUUACACAACUCAACAAACUCGUCCACCUAAAACUGAGCGACUGCAAGAAACUAAGGAACCUCCCAAACAACAUCAACUUAAAAUCCCUCAGAUUUCUUCAUCUGGACGGAUGCUCUUGUUUGGAAGAGUUUCCAUUUAUCUCAGAGACCAUUGAGAAGUUGCUGUUGAACGAGACAACCAUCCAAUAUGUACCACCAUCAAUCGAGCGCCUCUCUCGUCUCAAAGAGCUACGCCUCUCCGGCUGCAAGAGACUGAUGAAUCUCCCACACAACAUCAAGAACCUGACGUCUCUCAUUGAUCUCGGCCUUGCAAACUGUCCAAACGUAACAUCAUUUCCAGAAGUCGGAACAAACAUACAAUGGUUGAAUCUGAACAGAACAGCAAUAGAAGCAGUGCCUUCAACGGUAGGGGAAAAAUCAAAGCUUCGUUACCUCAAUAUGUCUGGCUGUGACAAGCUUGUGAACCUUCCUCCAACGCUAAGGAAACUGGCACAACUUAAGUACUUGUAUCUUCGUGGUUGCACCAAUGUCACAGCGUCUCCUGAGCUCGCUGGUACGAAGACAAUGAAAGCAUUGGACUUACAUGGAACAUCGAUAACAGAUCAAUUGGUUGACUCUAAGAGUGAAGAGCCUCCUCGGUGUGAAGUACCCGUCAUUAGACGGUUCUUUAUGAAGCAAGUUCGAGAAGACAUCAAGAAACGUAAAUCCAACAGAUGCUAAGGAUCAAAGU
Molecule: messenger RNA, 1074 nt
Organism: Arabidopsis lyrata subsp. lyrata
Lineage: Eukaryota; Viridiplantae; Streptophyta; Magnoliopsida; Brassicales; Brassicaceae
Product: disease resistance protein RPS6-like
Exons: 2
Coding region: 54-1064 (336 amino acids)
Molecular function (GO): protein binding
Source: RefSeq, a predicted model, not a curated record